Linum trigynum is the source of this 5500-nucleotide messenger RNA. The record is from the annotation of a GenBank genome assembly. Lineage: Eukaryota; Viridiplantae; Streptophyta; Magnoliopsida; Malpighiales; Linaceae.
AAUGAAAAUAUAUUAUGUGGGCCGACGGCGAGAAAAGAAAGAGGGGAUCGUAGGCCGAUUGAAGUCGAAGCUAGGGCGAUCUUGUUGGGAUUGAAGGAAGCUAAUAGAAGACUUUUGAGUCUCUUGGUUGUUGAAUUAGAUUGUCCGUUUUGUGUGAGGAAAUUGAAGAACAAAGAGGUUGACCGGACGGAAUUGGGAGUGUGGUGCGAAGAGAUUUGGAAGCUGGCAACGGAAAAUGAAGCUGUGCCUCUGGUUCUCCGGUUGUGUGGAGUUUCGUUCCUAGAAGUUGUAAUGACCCUGUUCAUUGGUGAGCCCACUCUCUUGCUAGAUGGGAAAACCAGGUUGUUUGGGUUUGUGACCCCCCCUUUUUUCUUUGAUGAAUUUGCUAGAGGCCGAUUUGGGUCAUGGUCCUUGUAGCCUGACUUGAGUUCUUUCGGAAGAAAUUUUACCAGGUUUCCCAUAAAAAAAUAAAAUUUGGUAAUCUAAUUAAUAACUGAUAGUAAUAAUUUAUUGUUAUAAAAAGAACUAGUAAUAAUUUAUUAUAUUAUAAUUAGUAAAAUAUAUUUGUAAAAUUCAUUUGAAAUUUUCACUCGAUUUCUUGAAAUUGCUAAAAUAGCUAUGUCAUUUUAUAUUUCAUACGAAAAAAACACUUCAAAAUAAAUUUUAUUUUAAUUUAUAGAAUUUAUUUCUACUGAAUAUCCAUGAACAUUAUCCAGCAUGAUUAAGAAAACAAUCAAAAGAUUUUUUUUUUUUAUUGGAAGGAGGCAAACUGCCAGGAAUCAAAGUAACAGGUACAGGGAGGGGGCCUGGAUCGCCUUCAGAACAAGAGGCACAGAGGCGAAACCAUUAAAAACAACAAAGGCCAGCCUAACGAAACUAUCUAAGGUCUGAAUUACUAUUGCUAGCUAUCAGAACCUGUCUAGGAAAACUAACCCCAAGGAUAUCCUCCCGAAUCAGUCUUUCAAGGUCAGUUGGAAGCUCAUUUAACUCAUACGUUCCGAAAGGAUAGACGAGACUGUGCUUCGAGAGCCAGUCCGCGACUCUAUUCCUUUCGCGAUACGUAUGAGUUAAACGAACUAUCCAACUCUGAGCCAAAAACCUGCGAAUAGCAUUAAGCAUAGUAGCAUAAGGGUGAACCGGGUCAGUUCUUCUGGUAAUCAUCUCGAUAGCUAACUUGGAAUCAGUUUCGAGAAUCAAGCAUUGUGCUCCUUUCUUCCAAGCCCAAAUGCACGAGCCCAGCAGCAAAAGGCCGAACCUAUCCGCCGCCGCCAAUAACAACAAGCCGACGGCGUUGCUUCACUGAAAUCGCAACCCUUUUUCAGUCUCCCGCCCGCCGGCGGAGGCACAGCUGGUUAUUGUCGUUGGGUGUCAGUAUCUCUAAUCACCGCCGUCACAUUAACACCAGUUCAGCAGCUGGCCAUUGCAAUGAAGAUGAUCCUUAACAACUGCAUCAUCCGUCGAAACAACUGCUCUCGAUAUCAUUGGCGAAGGGAUGCCGGUACGAUUGAAUCGCCUUAUUCUUAUUCUGCUUCUUCCGCAGCCCCUCUGCCGUCUUACUUCGCCUCCAAUCAAGCUAGUCCUCGUACCUCCACUUCUGCCAAUUUCGCCAGCGUAGAUGAUGCAUUGGAUUCAUUCAACCGGAUGCUCCGCAUGAAUCCCAGGCCUUCAAUUAUGCAAUUUAACGGGUUAGUGUCUUCUAUUCUGAGAAUGAACGCUUUCCAGGCUGCCUUGGAUGUGUUUAAACAAAUGGAAUUAGCUGGAAUUCCCCUUACCAUUUACUCGCUUAACAUGCUGAUUCGUUGCUUCUGCAAACUGGGUAGUGUGGGUUUUGGCUUCUCAGUUUUGGGCAAAACUUUCAAACUUGGUCUUCAACCAACCGCUGUCACGUUCAGUAUGUUGAUUGAUGGGCUAUGUAAAGUUGGAAAAGUCGUUGCGGCUGGGAGGUUGGCUGAUAAAAUCAGGAUUCUGGGGUGUCCACUGAAUGUGUUUGCUUAUAGCGCACUCAUUCAUGGAAUCUGUAAGGCAGGGCAAACAAAUGCUGGACUUGAAUUGCUCGGGAAAAUGAUGGAGUUAGGUUGUCAGCCUAAUGUGGUUUGUUAUAACACAGUCAUCGACAGCCUCUGUAAGGAUGGAAUGGUGUCGAAAGCUUUUGAUGUGUUCUCGGAUAUGAAGGAGAAAGGCAUUUCGCCAAACGUUGUUUCUUACAAUUGCUUGAUUUAUGGUUUAUGUAUUUCAAGGCAAACGAAUGAAGCUAUAAUGUUGUUUGAGGAAAUGAUAGCAAACAACAUCAUGCCUGACGUAGUUACUUUUAACAUAAUAAUUGAUGCUUUCUGUAAGAAGGGAGAUGUUCUGAAGGCUAAGGUUUUGAUCCAAAUGACGAUUCAAAGAGGAUUGGUUCCGAAUGUCAUCACAUACAGUUCAUUGAUGGAUGGGUAUUGUUUGCGCAACGAGUUAGACAAAGCUAGAAGAGUACUUGAUUUCAUGGUGAGCAGGGGAUGCAAGCCUUGUGUUUAUAGCUAUAGUAUCAUGAUUCAUGGAUAUUGUAAUGCUCAAAGGAUGGACGAGGCUGAACAAUUAGUUAGUGAUAUGGUUGAGAGGGACUUGAAUCCAAAUAUGGUCACAUAUACUACUCUCAUUAAUGGAUUUUGCCGAGCAGGGAGACUAAAAGAUGCACAAAAAAUUCUCAAGGAAAUGCACAAUCAAGGUUUCUCCCCAACUAUCGUGACAUAUGGAAGUUUGCUGCAUGAUUCGUGCAGGAGAGGUCAUGUUGACGCCGCAUUGGCUCUAUUUCAAGCAAUGGAAAGUAGUCGGUUGAAGCCUAAUGUUGUUCUGUAUAAUACUCUUAUAGAUGGUUUGUGGAAAGCCGGGAGGGCUCAAGAAGCAAGGGACAUGUUUUCUAGGCUCUCUAAAGACAAUUGUUCGCAACCUGAUAUUUUCACAUAUAGCAUAACAAUUGGUGGACUUUGUAGACAAGGUUUGGUAGAUGAAGCAUAUGAUCUAUUCAGACAAAUGGAACGGGACAGUUGUCUGCCAAAUAGUUGCUCUUAUAACGUGAUUAUCCACGGAUUUCUUCGUCAUAAGGAUCCACUUGCAGCAAUGGACCUUAUCCAUGAGAUGGUUUCUAAAGGUUUCUCAGCUGAUACAACCACGAUGUCCUUGCUGAUACAGUCAUUGCCCAAGAAUCAGUUGGAUCAUCCGGUUGUCCAAAAGCUACUGCAUGAUCCUGAUGUGAGAAGUCAGGAAAUGAGGUCUAGUGGUCUAUCAACUGUUGCAGCCCUGGCAGCUGAUUAGAACUUUUGUCCAAAAUUAGGUGGAUUGAUCAAAGCUCCUCAUAUCCAGCAGGUUCUGGCGAUACAAACUGAUGUAGCAAAGGAACACAUAUCAUUUCAAAUUUAUGGUGCUUGUAACUGAAGGUAUGUUAUAUGUAUGCGUGCCUCUUCUUCUUCUUUUUUUUCAUGUGCUUCCUGACACAUGGAAACCAUUGAUAUCAAAACUCUGAGACUUGCUUCUGUGAUGAAAUGUUCUAGAAUCCAUGCUUGUUUUGCAGUUAGGAAACUGGGAAUGUCAAUCGUCAAGUCACAAGUGCUUGGGCUUCGAUGGUCUUGGCUAUGAUGUUCUUCAAUGGUUGAAAUUUUCUAUCAGCUGCUGCAACUCAAGGUGCUUGUUGAAAUUUUCGUCUGGAAGUCAGUUGGAUCAUCCAGUAGUGGUGCACGAACCUCUUCAAGUCAAUAAGAUUCUCACAAUAGAAAAAUGAUGUAACAGAGGCUCAGAGAGAACAUCCUAAAACUUAAUGCUGGUUCUACUGACAUAUGUGGGAAGCGUAUGGUGUGUGGAACUAAAGGUAUGACUCUUGAUCCUCACCGUUCUAGCUUACAUGUGAGUUUCGUGCAUCGGGGUGUCUUCGUCCUGAACUUCCUAUACAUGGAAAGAACUUAUCUCAGUUCUCUGCAUACUUGUUUCUCUCUGCCAUGGAAGGAAUAGGGUGGUAGCUUGUUUUUCUGCAAGGAAACUCUGAAAUCUGCUCAUCUAGUUCUUGAGCUUUGACUAUGAUCAUGAUAGUGAUAGUCAACAACAGAAGCAAACCACCCCUCAGGAUCAUUUCCAGAAAGAUGAUUGAUACCCCAUGAAGUCCAAAACUAUUUAAGUUUUAUCAAUACUGUGGUAUUUCACUGUACUUUACCAAAAACAAAAGCGGGAAGUUUAUCAAUGAGUACAAAAUAUCCUCUUUCAUCCAUCGUUAACAAAUUAAUUUUCGACAUGAUCUUCACUUUAUAGCUUCAGUGCAUAAUUGAGUUAGAUUAACAAAUUUAUUCUGCCAAAACCUCAAGCUGGUUGGACGAAAUGAGAUGCCAUCGAGCCUUUCCCGGGUACUAAAUGAGAGAACCAUUGAGAUUUGCUUGAUUGAGUUGUUGAGUUCUUAACAUAGCACAGACUGUUGCAAAUAAACUCACUCUUUCAUUGCGUGUUUCCUGGGUCUUUCCUGACGUGAUUCGUGUCUAGGCUUCCGCUUACACUUCUGCUUGGCACAGUAUUAUAUAUGUUUGAACAGUACUUAGGGCGGUAUAGUAUUAUCUGAUGUGUAUUAACUUCUGCCUUCUCUUUGAUACUUGGUACUUAGUUCUCAAGCUUUUUCGAGAACGUUUUUCGGCUUGCUGCACAUUCCAAUGUUCUCAGGGCCCUGGAGCUAUUCAGAUUUCCCCUCCCCUAUCCCCAUUCCGCCACAAGCUCCUGCGCCUUUGAGAAGACUCCACAUUCUCGUGAGGAUGCGGGUCCUUCGAGAAAGCAUGGACAGAGGAAAUUGGGAAGAUCACAUCCUUUUUCGCUCACCACCCAAAUCCAUGAGCAUCAUGCUGUCAAAGAUUGCCAAGUUUCAAUCUUUCGACGAAACACUUGAUGCCUUGCAAAAGGAUGAAGGUUUGAGAUCGAAGAGUUCAAUGUCCUGCUUCGAGCCUUCUGCACUCAGAGAGAAAUGAAGGAAGCUAGGUAGUUUGCAUACCGUGUCCUAAUCAAUGCAUACUGUAAAAGAAAGGUUACUUCAGCGAUGCAAGGAAAUGAUCGACAGCAAGUCAACUAGUUUGUGCCUCAAGCAAAGAACUUCUGUUAUGUUGAUGAAGUUCUUCUUUGUGAAUGGUCGAGUCUAUAUGGGUCGGAGUUGUAGAAUUAAUUUAUUCCCAACAGUAUGUAAAUGAGCAUUAUCCAACAUGGUUAAAAAGAAUUAAAAAAAAACGCCAUAAAAUAGCUAAUGGGUUGUUUGGAUGAGGGAGCAGAGGACUAUACUUCUGUCGUUUGAAACCGGAGUUUAAGAAAUUGCACAAGAAAGUCAGAUUAAUCUUUAUUUUCAAAUUUACAUCCAUUUUGAUAAUAUUAUGGAACAAAAAAUUCGAGAAAUUAUUACAAAUCUAUACUGUGGUUGUAAUGUUUGGUGGUAGAGAGUACUCAUCUCCACCAUGCCCUGUCUAUACUGUGGUAAAAUAUGAGGAAAUGAAAGUAAGUUCUAAGU